GGUCCAUGGAAAAGCGGCUGGACACAUUGGAGAUAGAGCAGGUGGUUGAAGCAAUCUCUGAAGAGAAGAUGAAAAGCUUGAUCCUUUGCAAGGGAUCCGAAGACAUCCGCAAAUUGUUCGGUAGGUCUGCGGAUGAGAAUGUCACGAUCACCCGCUCCUAUUUGGAAGAACACGCCUG
This is a messenger RNA of Durusdinium trenchii, 178 nucleotides long. Lineage: Eukaryota; Dinophyceae; Suessiales; Symbiodiniaceae. The record is from the annotation of a GenBank genome assembly.